This is a messenger RNA of Condylostylus longicornis, 2084 nucleotides long. RefSeq names its product coronin-6 (gene coro). The record is from RefSeq and is a predicted model, not a curated record. The coding region runs from base 303 to 1922 and encodes 539 amino acids. Gene Ontology annotation, biological process: actin filament organization. Gene Ontology annotation, molecular function: actin filament binding. NCBI's taxonomy places the organism in Eukaryota, Metazoa, Arthropoda, Insecta, Diptera, Dolichopodidae. The transcript has 7 exons.
CCAUCUAUUCGGUUUGUAUCACUUCGUCGGGUUGCACAGUUAAGAAAUUUUUUUUUUCGCGCUUAGAAAUUAUUUAAACAUUUUUUAAUAUUUUAAUUAAAUAAUUAUAUUAAACCAACAUAACAACAAAAUUUUUUAUUUUUAUUUUAAUUUUUUUUUUUAGUGAAAUUUUUACCUCUAAUAGAUUUAAAGUUAAGUUUACUAAUUUAUUUUAAAUAAAAAAAUACAAAAAAUUAGAUAGAUUUAAAAAAAAUAUUAUUUAUAUAAAAUAAAUAGUUAGAAAAUAUUUAAAUAAAAAAAAAAUGUCAUUUCGUGUUGUACGAAGUUCAAAAUUUCGUCAUGUCUAUGGUCAAGCAUUAAAACGUGAACAAUGCUACGAUAAUAUUCGUGUAUCAAAAAGUAGUUGGGAUUCAACAUUUUGUGCUGUUAAUCCAAAAUUUUUAGCUAUAAUAGUUGAAUCAGCUGGUGGAGGUGCUUUCAUUGUUUUACCACAUAGUAAGGUUGGUCGUAUUGCAGCUGAUCAUCCUUUAGUUGGUGGUCAUAAGGGUCCUGUGUUAGAUAUAGCAUGGUGUCCACAUAAUGAUAAUGUUAUCGCUUCUGGAUCAGAAGAUUGUGUUGUUAAAGUAUGGCAAAUACCAGACGGUGGUUUAUCUAGAACGCUAACUGAACCUGUAGUAGAUUUACUAUUUCACCAAAGAAGAGUCGGUCUAGUUGUAUGGCAUCCGUCCGCACUGAAUGUACUAUUAACAGCUGGUUCUGAUAAUCAAGUAGUUAUUUGGAAUGUAGGAACCGGUGAAAUCUUAAUACACAUUGAUUCACAUCCUGAUAUUGUAUAUAGUGCCUGUUUCAAUUGGGAUGGCUCAAAAUUAGUAACAACAUGUAAAGAUAAAAAAAUUCGUAUUUAUGAUCCUAGAACUGGUGAAGUGGAAAGUGAAGCAUUAUGCCAUGAUGGAGCUAAAGCAACGCGUGCUAUAUUUUUAAGACAUGGUCUUAUAUUUACUACUGGUUUUAAUCGAUCAUCAGAAAGACAGUAUUCAUUGAGAGCACCGGAUGCUUUGAGUGAACCAAUUGUUAUGGUUGAAUUGGAUACAUCAAAUGGUGUUAUGUUCCCUUUGUAUGAUCCGGAUACAAAUUUAGUUUAUCUAUGCGGGAAAGGUGAUUCUGUUAUACGAUAUUUUGAAAUUACACCUGAACCACCAUUUGUACAUUAUAUUAAUACUUUUCAAACACCAGACCCACAACGUGGUAUUGGUAUUAUGCCAAAACGUGGUUGUGAUGUAACAACAUGUGAAAUAGCUAAAUUUUAUCGGCUCAACAAUAAUGGUUUAUGUCAAGUCAUAUCAAUGACUGUACCUAGAAAAUCAGAUUUAUUUCAAGAAGAUUUAUACCCAGAUACAUUAUCUGAUGAUCCCGCAUUAACAGCAGAAGAAUGGUUUGGCGGUCAAGAUGCAGAUCCGGUUUUAUGUUCUCUAAAAGAUCGUGUUUCUAUUGUACAGGGUGGUUAUGUAUCACAAUCAGCGACGAAGUCACUUUCUGUUACAAAGAAACCAAAUAUAUUAAAUAAAAUUCCACCAAAGGCACCAAAAUCAUCAGCAGCAGCCGCGGCAGCAGCAUCAGAAGUUAAUAACGCAUUAUCAAUCAAUCAAAGUAAUAACAGCAGUCCUGUUUCCGGAAUCACAGAAAAAGAUUUACGGGACAUUACCGAUGAAAUUCGUAAAUUGAAAGCAAUUAUUGUGAAGCAUGAGAAUCGUAUUAGAGCGAUUGAAGCUGAUUUAAAAUCAGUUGAUGAUAUUCUCGAUGCACCUUCAAAACCACCAGCAGCACCAGCGGCGGCGCCAGCACCAGUUAGUGAAGAUUCAACUAAUAACAAAGAUAGAGAAGGAGCGGAAAAUUCGACAAAUUUAGCCCCGGACGAAGUGUAAAUUAAAAUCUUUGUUGAUCUUAUUAUUAUUAUUUUUUUUUUUUAAAUAAACAUAAAAAUAUAUAUAAAAAAUAUAAAUAUACGUUAUUUCCCUAACUAUAAUUAUUUAUUUAUUACUACUUUUUUUUUUUGUAUAAAAUAUAUUUUUUAUUAAAUUUUUGCA